CCAGGUCGGAGUAGGACGCCGUACUAAAAGAAUAUGUAGUGCAGUCCUGUCUCAUCAGCAUGGAGACUAGUUAAUUAGUAUGGUAAAUAGUGAUUGUUUUUUGUGCGGAUUUAAAUAUUUUAUGAUUAGGCUUUCGAAAUUUCUGAAAUCUGAUUCUAUCUGAUCGAAGACGUCGUCCCACCCUUUGGGAACAAUGAUCCUUGAGAUCGAAGUCUAUCGCGUCUGUUUCAGGCUCGCUUUCAUUGACUCACAGGAUUGUUAAGACAUUCGGCCCAUCCCGACAUCAAAAAUGAGCGAAUUUUUCAAAGGAGGUAACCGCGAGAUCCUCGCAGCAGUGGAAGCUUUCGAUAAUUCGAGUGACUUUGGGAAGCUUCGCACGGCCGUCACCGGCUGCACCUAUGAUGGACGUUACAUGAUUACAAGUGUCUUAGCGGCAUUCCGAGAAAGACACGCUGUGUUCGAAAUGGCUGACGUUUUCUCAGGUGAACGAAAAUGGCUCCGAUACGUAUGGGUAUUCGGAAUUGUAGCAUAGCAUCUUCACCAGGGUUCAGCAUGAACUCGACUGGGGAAGUUUUUCUACUUCAGUAGUAGAUCCCGCGGAACCAACUACUGUUGGUUUCAAGUGACCUGCUUUUCAUUCUUCAUGUUGAUGGUUGUCGAGCAUUUCUUUGUUCAUCGAUUUAGAUUUAGAAACUUGAACUUCAACUACCUCCACUUAUUUCCUUUGUUUCAGGUAAAUCCCGUGGACCGCGAUAUGACCAUGCGGGAGUUCUAUGUGUUACGCAACAUCACUGGGGUCCGGUGCUUUCCUCGGCUCGAGCACACCGCUAUCGAGGGUCGCUUCGUUAUCAGCGUCUAUGAUGCUCUUCCUGGCGGCGCCCGGACGCUUGCGAAAGAACUUGAGGGACCAGGUGAGAUAAAUUUGUUUCUGCAUUUUCUGUCAGGAAAUAUACAACAUUAAGAUUAACGAAGACGCACUUCAAUACUAAGGGAGGUUUGUUCAAAAAAGUAGAAGCAUGUUGAUAAAUGGCUCUGAGGAGGCUGGUGGAGUAAUCGAUUGGCUGCCUCUUCAGGUGGUCGCGAGCAGUCAAUUUCAAUUUUCAAGCUGAUGCAGAUUGCGAUCGCGAUUUUCGAAGCAGUGCUUGAGCUUCAAGCAGCUGGUUGCUGCCUGCUCGAUCUGCGCUUCGAGAACAUUUGGCUAUCGAAUCGGACUGCCAAACCAGACGAUCUGCGCGCGAACAAGGAGUAUUUACGGGCGCUGCGCGAAGAGCUUACCACAGAUAUGGAUGUGAAAGCUAAGACACCAGUCGAUACAGGGCUGAAGCCGGAUCCGCUUCCGCUGGCUUCUUACGGACUCAGCACUCCGGGUCAUACCAAAACGGGCGGUACCGCAGCAGCGCGCGCUUCGGGUGCGACUCCCUUAGGGUCGCCUAAUGACGACGCCAACCCGCGACAGAGGCAGCAAAUGCGCCUAGGCUUAAACCAGUUUCGGGAGACGCUCCAAGUGCAUUUCAUGGAACUGGAAAAUCUGUACAUUUUUCCAGGCAAGCGGCGCGCGCGUUUCACGAGAGGGCUGUCGCCGUGGUUUGCGCAGCGCGUUCCACUCUUCAGCAAAUUUUACGGCUUGAUGGCGGCAGAUCGUAUGCUGGAGACGAAGCAUAAGCGCUGGAUGGACGUGCAUCUCUACAAACUCCGGGAGUUGGGUUUGCUGGCGCACCCCGAGUUGAUUCGGGCGACGGCGCGAAGAAAAGCGCCAAAAGCAUGGGAACACCCGAUCCCCCACUGUGCUCUGCCGCCUGAGAAGCAGACAUUUGAAAAGAACGCGCCCCAUGUAUCGCAGACAACCGGCGAACUCCCCGACGAGGAUCCUGACGCCCAGCCAGCCAUUGAAAAUGGUAAGAAGAAGAACGGGGGUGCUGGAAGUGGUGCAGCAUCGGCAGCAGGUAGUGGGGACUCGCGACUACCGAGGGCUACGGCUAGUCGAGGAGCCGCUGUUGCUGCACCUGGCGAUGACCCAAUGUCUACCAGCAUCUCGUCUUCUUCCGGUACGCUGGGAGGCCUUGGACUCAGCGGAAAGAAGGAGCCCAACGAGGACCCCUUUCCAAGAAAUCGCGCGUUGCUUGAGGCUGCGCAGCGAUGGGCCUUGGGCCGCGUGCUGACAAAGCUGCUAGGAAGUGUCAAUGCAGAACAGGCACCGCGACCGAAAAGGACACUGCAUUCGAGCGGAGCGGACACGAGCCCUGCUAAAUUGAUGUCGCCAGGAAAAAAAGGCUCAGAAGCUGCUGAAUCUUCUGCGGAGUUGCGAUUGACCGAUUCUCAGAAGAUAUUCUCUCCGUCGAAAGCGGAUUUCUCAUCCCCGUCUCGCAAGUGCAUCGGGAAAGCGGUUUACCUGCUUGAAGAGACGUCUACAAGUGCGGACGAGACUGUGUCGCAUUAUCCGCGACCUGAAACGGCGGAUACCAUAAUGCGAAGCUCAGCCGGUAUGGCCUCCACAGCCAACAUAGACCGUGUUCUUGCUGGACAAGAUACGGAGCUGCAGCCCGGGGGCGAGGGCGGAGAUCUGAAUGCUAGUCAAGCAGGAACUGCAAAAGAAGAAGAGGAGGAAGCGCUUCGCAUUGGUGUCGAGGAGUUUAUGGAAGGGCGUGACAGUUACGGUUCACCGACAUCGCCUGCUCGGAAGGGCAGAAGGCGAUCUUCGGGACGAGACGUCAUGUUGGUCGGGUCUCCAGACAAGCCAUCUGACUUUCAUGGUGACUCUCUGCUGGCAGAUGACUUUUACGAAGGAGGUGAUUCGGCGCCAGGCGCUGAUGUUAUGUCUCGAGUAGAGUCCGUUGGCCUUGAACUCGAGGAAAUCGAGCAGUUGGUGAAAGAGGCCUACAUCAAUGGCGCGGAGGCGAAAGCAGCUGCUGACAGGGCUGCUGAAGCCGCAGCGGCACCAUCUGCGGGAAGAAAAGCGAAGCCGCCAGUCUACAAAAACGGUGUGGCUCUUUCAGGCGCUUACGCGCAAUACUUCGAGAUGUGGGCGCGAUGGGUGCAGCGCGGUCUUCCAGAGGAUGGAGAUACAGUGAAGCGACUCCGCAUGACGUUGGCGCCAAUCAUUGCGACCAAGACGGCAGUUCACACAGCAGAAAGUGAGUUCACUGUUCUGGAAGACGUAACAUUUACUCUAGUUGUGAUGUUAGAGCUAGAAUUGCUCGUUUUCGGUUUGCGACUCUAAUGCUGAAUGCACAUCGAGCUCGAAUUUUUUUAGUAUGUUAUACUAGACCUGAAAAGCACCCGGUUGUUCUCGGUAGCACCUCUCCCACUAGAAUCCCCCACCCUCUCCCUCUGCAUGCACUUCCCGCGCCAGGGCGUGCCUCCGCUUCCCCGGCUCCUUCCCCGCGCGACAACCGUCUGGCGGGAUUGAUCGGUGGAACCGCACAAGAGCCGGGCCUGGGGAGGCGUGCGGCCAUUGAAAAGGCACGCCUCGAAAUGGUAGGCCCGGGAGUUUCCUGGUGCUGGUCUUUUUGUUAGGUUUGGCCAUCUUUGCGCAGAAGCUGAAGCUUUUAAGUUUCAAACUUUUAGAAUUCGCAUUCUUUGAAUAAAAUUAGAAAUUUCGCAUCUAAUUUUUUUGAAGUUUAGUCUUCUUCAACAAAAUCAAAAAUUUUCUCAUUUUAUAACUUCAAAACUUAAAGUUUCAAUUUGGAACUUUCAAAGUCGCAACAUUUUUGAUUUUAUCGACCAAAAAAGCGAUUUAAGUGCCAGGGUGCAACGUUUCAGGCUUCAAGCUGAAGACUUGAAGCCUCGAGGCCGUAGCUCUUACCUUUAGAAGUUGUCUACAAGUAUGCCGUGCCAUGCUCACGGGUUUGCGGGGAAGUUAUAUAUUAUACCAGAGUAGUUUAUAGCACGCAUGGUGCAUGGAGUAGCAUGGAGCGCAUGGAGCGCAGAGCUUUAAGGGGCGCAAGAGGCUCCCCCUUUAGCUCCAUGCUACUCCAUGUGAUCCAUGCACUCCAUGCCAUGCGAGCUGUGAAACCUUAUAAAUUGCUCUGUUAUACACAAUACAAGGAUACCCUGCCACGCUCGUGGGUUCGUGUUGAUGGGUUCAUGGCUUGUUCCUUGGUUCGUUUGUUGAUAAGACAAGAAAGUGGAAAAAUUUUCUACGGGGGUCGCGUGUUUUUGCUUCGAGUGUUUUUGGUUCGGGUGUGUGUGGUUGAGAGAUUGGAGGAGACGUUGUUGCUUUUUUUUUUGCUCUUAAUAUUUUCGCGUACUCGUUGUAGGUGCGUAGUCGUAGUGCUUUGCUUUUCACUUGUUCAUCAGGUAAUCCCGCUGUUGUUGCAGGUUGGGUAUCACAGGAAUCCAGCCACGCUAGCGGACGCCUGGAACGCACUGCGGCGGCGCAUUGAUUUGUCACUGGUCGAGGACCGAUUCUACUCUAUGCCGAAGCUAGGCGGCAAUUCAGUGUUUGAUUUGAACGACAUGGUCAUUUCCUCCGCGCACGCGUGGCGGCUCGUGGAGUUAUGCCAGUUGGUGGUAGAGUCCAAAGCUAAGAUCAAGUUGCGCAAUUUUGCGACGCCGCUGAGUACCUUACGACGGAACGAGCCGGCGGGAGUUCAAACACGCAGACGCGAACUAGAUACACCGUUCACAUCGUCGUUUACGGUGGACCUGCCGGAUGUGUCGGAUCCCGAGAAAUCUGACGCAGGAAGCCAACACGAGGACAACGCUACAGAUGGCGAAGCUGGAGGUGUGCACGGGGAGGACAACGAGGAUGUGCUGCAUGCAAAUAGCAGAGGCGUGCAAAACUUGGUGCGCUUCGAGUAUCCAGCAAGUCCCGCUAAGAGGCAACCGCCGAGUCUUGGGACAGCUGAGCAACAAAUCCUGUGUCGCUACAUGCUCGGCAACUCGCGGGAUCAGCGCUUCAUCCUGAUGAAGUUCAAGAGCAAGGGAGGUGGCCGAUCCGAGAACGCGUGUCGGAUGGAUGGCACAAUCAUGAUUCAAGGAGACAAGCACGACAGCGGAAACGGGCAGCUCAAGGCCAUUCGAGAGGAAGGCCUCGACUUUGGUGAAGAUGCGAGCCCGAGCGCAGGUAUAGGAAGACGACCACCAAGUCCCAGCAAGCCGCCAGAUGGUAACACGCCAGCCGGUUCAGUCGCGGAUGGGGGCGACGGCCUAGGCGAUAGCGUGCGUCCGCCGAGUGAGCAACCCAGCGCGCGCGGCAGCAAUCGCCUCUCAGCAUCAGCGAGUGCAAGCGAGUUAGACAUGGCGGCCAUUCGCGAAGCAGCCAAAGACGAGCGUCGCCUCUUUCCUGAACUAGCAGCGUAUGACACCACUGGAGAGCUCUUUCUGGCUGAGCAGAGACGCAAGAGCAAAAUUGUGGGCACCGAAUACAUCUACAUUCCGCGAAGCGAGAAGACUGUUGUUGAUUGGGAGACGGACGCGUUGACCUCUAACACAGGAUUUCUCUACGCGAAUCUCUGCGAGUACCUGGUUCUGCAUGGAAAGCUCCAGGAUCCGUUGGGCUCGAUGGAGCGAUUCCGCAUGGAUUUGCAUACUACGGCGAGCAGUAUCGGGACUAAGUUGCGCUUUCUGUCGCUGAAAAACCUGAAAUGUUUCGACAAGGGAGCGCUAGAAGUCCUGCAGGCCACUAGCGGCGUCAUUGAGUUCCUCGACCUCUCUGGGAACUGCCUGUCAGAUCAGCUGCUGGCAGAAAUGAACACCAGAUUGCAUGGGUUUCAGAAGUCCAGACUCAAAUGCCUUCUCUUGCGUGAUAAUUCUUUCACGGUCGCUGGGGCGCAGACAAUACUGUCGAUGCUCGAGGCACUGGGUGACAAGCAGGUCUUAGAAGUUCUCGACCUCGCGGAAAAUUGCUGUGCUGGAAUCGGAGUGCAUCUGUCAAGAUUCUACCGAAAACACAAAGAUACAACAAGGUACCACGAUCAUUUCGGGAGAUAUCUGCACAUGCUUUGCAUGUUUUGCUGGAUAAUAUUUUCCGCCGACACUUAAAGAUUGAUAGAAGAAGAUGCAGAUCGUUUGCUAUACCUAGUACUUUUAAAUUUGAUGAAUGAGAAUGACAAACGGCACAACUGAUUACAUCUUUCACUUUUACCUUGUUUUUCAACACCAGCCUCCAUACGAUUUCGCUCCGAGAUAACGGCCUGAUGUCUGAGGAUGCAAUAGAACUCUCGGAUGCCAUGUCCCAGAAAGCGCAGACGAGCACGCCGCUAAGCUUAAAUCUUGAAGGAAAUCGUUUCGGGCGUGCAGGCCUCGUUGCGCUACUGCAGCAGUCAGAGGUGGGUCGAAUCAACUUGCGGGGCAUUGGCGAAAACGAGGGUUCGCUGGCGAAGCUCAUAGCAGAGCUUUUUAACCCACAGACGCCGCUCGGGGACAUGCGCGUUGUUUUGCGGUCACUGAGACUGCUCGAAGACGAGCCUUGGCCGCAUGACCACAGUGAUCCACGCGCGAGCAUCAGCUACUUCGACGCUUUGCUGGAUUACAGCGAGGCGAUUAAGGCUGCAGCCGCAGCAGCGAGGAAACGUCGCGCACAACGCUCGCCUUCGCGCGCCAACGUCCCGGACAGCCCUCAGGCAGAUGACGCCUCAUCACCAGAGGCGUACAAGACUACGAUUAUGACAUUUUCCUGUAGUUAAAUUUACCAUAGAAGUCAAGCUAGUUGUGUAAAAAGUGCGCACUACAAAUUGUUCUAAUUUAGUGCAGAGUUGUCAUUGUAAAUCGAAUUCCAAUUUGAGUGGCAUAUCAUCUUUGAUUAGCACACUUGUUUUCAGUCGUGUAGCAGGAGCAGCAGUCGUGUGCUGAGGAAUGAUGCAAGAAACAUGAACAUCGCUAAUGUUUAUGAGGAAGCAGACAACUCGUAUUUGGAAAUCUGGGUUGAGAUGGCGGGUCUAGGACGCGUCUUCAAGCUCACAGAGGGGAACCUCAACGCUUUACCAUAAGAAAGAUUUUUCUGUCUGCGAUGCGGGCACGUGAUCCGCUGAUCGAGAGAGAGGAGAAGAGGAGGUUGGAUUGGGAUCGUUGCUGCCAGCAACGCGAGAAACUGAACCAGUUCGCAUUCGACACGUUUGCACUUACUUGCAGCCGGUUAGGGGAGCUAUUCCUAGCGAAGAGUUACCAUCGGUCUUACAACAUAAACUUAGAGGCGCGACAUGAAGAAAGUAAGUAGGUAUCACACAACAGUUCCACACAGCAGAGUUCGAUGAAAUAGUAUCAAAGCACCAGUAAAUCAAGCUACUUCUGCUGUCUCUUUGUAUACUCAUCAACUGACUUGAAAAACCUAUCUAAGACCAUUACAAAUACUAGUUCGACUAAUACCGGGCGUUCAUGCAGACACCCACGCGUUCUCAUAUCUUGUCAGAACUAUAAUGUAUAGUAUUAAUAUGAGUCAUGAGAAUGAAAAAAUACUGCCUCGAGAGGUAGACCACAAACAUUAAGAUUUCACUGUAAUAACAUCUUAAUCUUCAAGUUGUAGACCCCUUGCUCUUGCAUCAAAUACCAACAUGUAACUCGCUCUUGAGCAGAACUUGCCGCCCUGGUUAGUCUACAACUUACGACAACAAUGGUCGGCUGCCUUGUAUGUUAGUUCGUAUAAGUAGAAAAUGUUCAUGAUGAAGAACCACAGCCUUCAUAGGCAUUUCACCAUGCGCAUGCAUAGAACGCAACUCGGCUUCAAAAAACACACAUGAAAAAAAUUUACACGAUAGAUGUACUACUUGGC
Messenger RNA from Amoebophrya sp. A25, 7708 nucleotides. The record is from the annotation of a GenBank genome assembly. NCBI's taxonomy places the organism in Eukaryota, Dinophyceae, Syndiniales, Amoebophryaceae.